UAUUCUAAGAUCAGUACUACCUAGCACAUAUAGUACUGCCAUCGAUGAUGAUGAUGAUUAAGGUGAAGGACACGAGUAUCGUGAAGCCAGCGGAGAAGACUCCACGGCGGCGGCUUUGGCUGUCCAUUUUGGACUUGAUGAACAACCCUAAUCACAAUCCAGUCGUCUACUUCUACAGAUCGAAUGGAGCUACCAACUUUUUUGAUGCCAAUAUUCUCAAACAAGCUCUUAGUAAGGUCCUCGUUCCAUUCUAUCCCUUGGCGGGUCGGUUAGGGCUCGACGGGGGUGGUCGGACUGAGAUCGAUUGUAACGAAGAAGGUGUCCUUUUCGUCACGGCGGAGACCACCGCUGUCAUCGAUGACUUUGGAGAUUUUGCUCCCACGCCUGAGCUCCGGAGGCUCACUCCAUCCGUUGACUACUCUCUUGGGAUCUCUUCUUAUCCCUUACUCUUGGUGCAGGUUACUCACUUUAAAUGCGGUGGAGUGUCACUUGGUAUUGGUGGUGACCAUCAUGUGCUAGAUGGACCUUCUGCUUUUCACUUUAUUGAAUCAUGGUCUAAAAUUGCGUGUGGUCUCGACAUUACUAUUCAACCAUUUUUAGAUCGAACACUACUUCAACCUCGAAACCCACCUCAGCCUUUAUUUCAACAUAUUGAAUACCAACCUCAUAAUCAACAAGACGCUACUAAGGUUGACACUAAAGUUGCCACUUUUAAAAUCACCAAAGAGCAACUAAACACCCUGAAAACCAAGACCAUAAUAAGCAUGGAAAAUGGUAAUAAUAAUAUAAUCAAAUUCUUCAGCACGUAUGAGAUUUUAGCAGCUCAUGUUUGGAAAUGUGUUUGCCAAGCACGUGAGCAACCUGACGAUCAACAGACCACCUUAUACUUCCCUGUCAAUGGUAGAUUCUCCAAUAGAUUGCUUCCUCAACUUCCACCUGGUUACUUUGGUAAUGUGAUUUUUCCAGCUACACCAACGGUUAGGGUAGGUGAUCUCAAAACCAAACCACUAUCCUAUGCUGUAACCUGCAUCCAUGAAGAUUUGAAGAAAAUGGACAAUGAUUACUUAAGAUCGAGUAUUGACUAUUUGGAGCUUCAGUCUGAUGUGUCCUCCCUUAGGCGUGGGGCCCACACUUACAGGAAUCCAAAUUUCGGGAUUACUAGUUGGGUUAGGCUGCUAAGCUACGAGGUUGAUUUUGGAUGGGGUCAACCAAUUUACAUAGGACCUGGUGGCAUUUUAUACGAGGGAAAAUCAUAUGUUUUACCCAGUCCUACUAACGAUGGGAGUUUAUUGGUGGGCAUAUCUUGUGAACCACAACACAUCAAAGCGUUUGAGACUUUGUUUUAUCAAAUAUGAUGAUGUGAAUAAACUUAAUAAGAGCUACUUUAUGAUCAUCUUUGUCGCUAUAUAUAUAUAUGGUUUACGAUAUGUACUAUACAUAUAUAGCUGAACUAUGUUUAAUUAGAGUGUUAUUUUGUUGUUAUUUAUCAUUGAACAUUUUUAAUGAAGUGUUAUAAAAGUGGUUAUUGUAAUA
This is a messenger RNA of Humulus lupulus (European hop), 1533 nucleotides long. RefSeq names its product shikimate O-hydroxycinnamoyltransferase-like. The transcript is spliced from 2 exons. Bases 45 to 1355 code for a protein of 436 amino acids. Gene Ontology annotation, molecular function: acyltransferase activity, transferring groups other than amino-acyl groups. The record is from RefSeq and is a predicted model, not a curated record. Lineage: Eukaryota; Viridiplantae; Streptophyta; Magnoliopsida; Rosales; Cannabaceae.